GCGUCCACGUCAGCUGGCAGAGAUGCGCAUGUUUCUAUGAACGAGGCGGACAGCACGAGAGGCGCAAAUCACCACCGAGCUGCUGACCGACGCUGGUAUUAACAUGUGACCGCUGUGUGGUCGCUCAGUUGUGCCACACCUGCCCGGAUUAUACACAGCGGAGGUCUGUGCUUCAUCUCUCUGACACGGUGAUACGGCUGAGAGGGGAAGAUGGACACCGCGGACCGAGGUGCUCAGAUAGAGCCACUGUUGCCAACGGUCAAUUCUUCCUUUUGCACAUCAGUUGGGCGCAGAAGUUUGAGGAAUGAUGAUGAGGCUGUGGUGGACCGAGGAGGAACACGGUCCCAACAGGGAACCAACUUCGGGCAGGAGGAUCUUGAAGGCCACAGGACUCUCUACAUCGGGGUCCACGUCCCUUUGGGCAGUACCAGGCACCGCAGCCAUCGCAGACGCCAUCACCAUGGAAACAAACACAAGAAAAGGAGCACGGACCGGGCCCCCACCUUGUUGGAGGGUAGAGAGUCUCCUGUUUAUGACACUCCCUCCCAGAGAGUGCAGUUUCUGCUGGGUACUGAGGAUGAUGAUGAGGAGCAUAUUCCUCAUGACCUCUUCACAGAGAUGGAUGAAAUCUGUGAAAGGGAUGGAGGGGAUUCUGAGUGGAGGGAAAGUGCCAGGUGGCUGAAGUUCGAGGAGGAUGUGGAGGAUGGAGGAGAGCGGUGGAGUAAACCCUAUGUAGCCACUCUGUCUCUGCACAGCCUGUUUGAGCUGCGAAGCUGCAUUAUUAACAGCACUGUGCUGCUCGACAUGAGGGCUAAUACCAUUGAAGAGAUUGCAGACAUGGUCUUGGACCACCAGGAGUUAUACUCACCACUGGGAGAUGAGCUCAGAAAGAGAGUGCGUGAAACACUGCUGAAGCAGCACCAUCACCAAAACCAAAAGAAGCUGGCUAAUCGCCUGCCGAUUGUACGCUCCCUUGCUGACAUGGGUCGACGGACAUCAGAGCUCCACCUGGACAAGAAUGGUCAGAUGACGGCAUCCCAGUCCCAGUUAGCGGGAACAGACGGGAAAGGGGACGUCAGUAAAGAGAACAGUUCUGUGGACUUCAGCAAGAAAGACCUCCAUUUCAUGAAGAAGAUCCCGGCAGGGGCCGAGGCGUGUAACGUGUUAGUGGGAGAGCUGGAAUUUCUGAACAAGCCGGUGGUGGCAUUUGUCCGUCUUUCACCGGCAGUCAUGCUCAGUGGGCUGGCUGAAGUCCCCAUCGCCACAAGGUUUCUGUUUAUUCUUUUAGGGCCAUUGGGUAGAGCGCUUCAGUAUCAUGAGAUUGGAAGGUCCAUUGCAACACUCAUGACAGAUGAGGUUUUCCAUGAUGUUGCCUAUAAAGCGAAAGACCGCAAUGAUCUGAUCGCUGGAAUUGAUGAAUUUCUUGAUCAAGUGACAGUCCUGCCUCCAGGAGAGUGGGACCCAUCCAUACGGAUAGAGCCACCAAAAAAUGUACCUUCUCAGGAGAAGAGGAAGAAAAGUAACAUUUUACCUAACGGAUUAGUAGAGGGUGAAGAGGAAGAGGAGGAAGGUGGUCACGGGGGUCCAGAACUGCAGCGAACUGGAAGGUGGUUUGGUGGUCUCUUUCUAGACAUCAAGCGCAAGGCACCGCACUACCUGUCCGACUACACUGAUGCUUUCAGUUUACAGUGUGUGGCCUCUUUCCUAUUCCUCUACUGUGCCUGCAUGUCCCCUGUCAUCACCUUUGGAGGACUAUUGGGCGAGGCAACAGAAGGACGCAUAAGUGCAAUUGAGUCGCUGUUUGGAGCCUCACUGACUGGAAUAGCCUAUUCCCUGUUUGCAGGGCAGCCCCUGACCAUCCUGGGCAGCACGGGGCCAGUGCUUGUAUUUGAAAAAAUAUUGUUCAAAUUCUGCAAGGAGUAUGGCUUGUCCUAUCUGUCUCUGAGAACCUGUAUUGGUCUGUGGACAGCUUUCCUCUGUAUCGUGCUGGUGGCUACGGAUGCCAGUUCGCUUGUUUGUUACAUCACACGUUUUACAGAGGAAGCCUUUGCCUCACUCAUCUGCAUCAUCUUCAUCUAUGAGGCCUUGGAGAAACUUAUCCACCUGGGAGACCACUAUCCCUUUAACAAGAACAACAACCUGGACAAACUCACCAUGUACUCAUGUUCAUGCGUUGAGCCUGCUGACCCCACCAAUGGCACCCUGAAGUAUUGGGAGACUACCAACGUCACUGCCUCAGAAAUCUACUGGGAAGCACUGGAGACCAAGGACUGUAUUGAAAAGCGCGGGGAGUUUGUGGGCAGCGCCUGCGGUCCUCAUGGACCCUACGUCCCUGAUGUCCUCUUCUGGUGUGUCAUUCUCUUCUUUUCCACCGUCCUCAUGUCCGCCUUCCUCAAGGAGUUCAAGUUCAGCAAUUACUUUCCCACAAAGGUGAGAUCCAUCAUCAGUGACUUUUCUGUUUUCCUUACCAUCCUUGCCAUGGUAUUAAUCGACUAUGCAUUAGGUAUCCCCUCUCCAAAACUACAGGUUCCCAGUGUGUUUAAGCCAACCAGAGAUGAUCGAGGUUGGUUCAUCAACCCGCUGGGGCCUAACCCCUGGUGGACCACAGUCAUUACAGUGGUCCCAGCUUUGCUUUGUACCAUCCUCAUCUUCAUGGACCAGCAGAUCACAGCUGUCAUCAUCAACAGGAAGGAACACAAACUCAAGAAAGGCUGUGGGUACCACCUGGAUCUGUUCAUAGUGGGGGUGAUGCUCGGUGUGUGCUCUUUGAUGGGCUUGCCCUGGUUCGUGGCAGCCACCGUCCUCUCCAUCAGCCACGUCAACAGCCUGAAGCUGGAGUCGGAGUGCUCGGCUCCUGGGGAAGUGCCCAAGUUCCUCGGCAUCAGAGAGCAACGCUUUACCGGCCUCAUGAUCUUCACCCUCAUGGGCUGCUCUGUCUUCAUGACAUCUGUGCUGAAGUUUAUUCCUAUGCCUGUGUUGUAUGGAGUAUUCCUUUACAUGGGAGCAUCUUCUCUCAGAGGCAUUCAGUUCUUUGACCGUCUGAAACUGUUUGGCAUGCCAGCUAAGCACCAGCCAGACUUUAUCUAUCUACGACAUGUACCACUGAGGAAAGUGCACCUCUUCACCAUCAUCCAGCUCAGCUGUUUGAUUAUGCUCUGGGUCAUCAAGACCUCCAAGGCUGCCAUUGUCUUUCCCAUGAUGGUGUUGGCUCUGGUGUUUAUCAGGAAGCUAAUGGACUGCUUCUUCACCAAGAGGGAGUUGAGCUGGCUGGAUGACCUCAUGCCAGAGAGCAAGAAGAAGAAGCUUGAGGAUGCUCAAGAGGAGGAGGAACAGAGUAUAUUGGCAGAAGAUGAGGGAGUAGUGCAAGUGCCAUUAGAAGGGUGCAAAGAAAUACCCAUCAUCAAUAUCACAGAUGAAAUGUCAAAAGGUUCUUUUGGAAAUACUUGGAUUGCGAACAGCUAAGACAUUUGAAAAAUAAUCAAAACAUCUCAACUCCAAACAUUAUGUCAUCUACAACGCUCACAGUGUUUCACAACACUGGUGUCCAUGAUGAGAAAUGUAAGAUGAAGAAGAUGGAGGACAGCGUUGUGAGUCUGUCACCGUCCCUUCUGUGUGCUCGCAAACA
This is a messenger RNA of Perca flavescens (yellow perch), 3625 nucleotides long. It is a transcript of the gene slc4a10b, whose product is annotated as solute carrier family 4 member 10b. Gene Ontology annotation, molecular function: monoatomic anion transmembrane transporter activity; sodium:bicarbonate symporter activity; solute:inorganic anion antiporter activity. Gene Ontology annotation, cellular component: basolateral plasma membrane; plasma membrane. The coding region runs from base 211 to 3462 and encodes 1083 amino acids. Gene Ontology annotation, biological process: transmembrane transport; regulation of intracellular pH; bicarbonate transport. The transcript is spliced from 26 exons. NCBI's taxonomy places the organism in Eukaryota, Metazoa, Chordata, Actinopteri, Perciformes, Percidae. The record is from RefSeq and is a predicted model, not a curated record.